Penicillium oxalicum is the source of this 1731-nucleotide messenger RNA. Its product is annotated as putative ceramide glucosyltransferase. Gene Ontology annotation, molecular function: ceramide glucosyltransferase activity. The record is from RefSeq and is a predicted model, not a curated record. Gene Ontology annotation, biological process: glucosylceramide biosynthetic process. The transcript has 2 exons. Gene Ontology annotation, cellular component: membrane. The coding region runs from base 1 to 1731 and encodes 576 amino acids. Lineage: Eukaryota; Fungi; Ascomycota; Eurotiomycetes; Eurotiales; Aspergillaceae.
AUGCUGAAGACGAACUCCAAGUCACUCGGAGUGCCCACCGGCAAUGGCGCGAUACCCUUGUCCGUUGCCGCAGGCUGGGUCGGCUUGGUCUGGUACCUGACCGUGUCGGUCGUGUGUGGUCUUGGAUAUUUCCAGAUUCGGCGAUUUUUCAUGCAACGACCUCGACGGUCAACAUUGAGUCACGAUCGCAACGCCCCUCAUGUCACUGCUAUCCGACCGGUCAAGGGCCUUGAACCCAACCUUUACGACUGCCUUGCUGCGACGUUCCAGCAGGAUUAUCCACGCGACAAACUGACGGUUUGUCUCUGUGUGGCGACCCGCGACGACCCGGCUUACUCGACACUAUGCCAAUUACUUCGCGAUUUUCCAGAGGUUGAUGCGCGGAUCUAUGUUGAAGAGGAAGACCCUCUGCUCCAGGGCAACGGGCCGGAUGCGUACCACUUGGGUCCGAAUCCCAAGAUCCGCAACAUGAGCCGCGCAUACCGUGAAGCCAAAGGCGAUAUUGUGUGGAUCAUCGACUGCAAUGUCUGGGUUGGAAAGGGGGUCUGUGGGCGGAUGGUGGAACGUCUUUGUGGAACGGGAACCACCUCAAGCCGGAAAUACAAGUUUGUUCACCAUCUGCCGGUCGCCGUAGAUGUCACGGGCGAGAUCGAUUCGAGCGGAGAGCGACAAGCACUCCUUGAUAAUCGUACAAAUGCGACUCUGAGCGGGGGAGUUGACGGGCUGGGCCUGGCAAUGAGGCGGCCAGAGGAUGGUUGGGCGAGCAUGAUGGAGACAGGCGGUGGCCGCCUGGAAGAGUUGUUCCUUUCAUCAUCCCACGCGAAGAUGUACACUGCCAUCAACACGGUCCUCAUUGCUCCGUGCAUUGUGGGAAAGUCCAACAUGUUUCGUCGCUCGCAUCUCGAUUAUUUAACGGCACCGGCUCUGGGAGAGCCUUGCAAGCGACACCCUGGAGUUGACUACUUCUCGGACAACAUCUGUGAAGACCACUUGAUUGGAGAUCUUCUGUGGCGGCGGCAGAUUCGAGAGGAAAAGGAGUUUGGUGAACACUGGGGCAAGCAUGCCAUGGUUUUCGGAGACCUCGCGAUUCAGCCAGUGGCAAACAUGAGCGUACGAGGGUAUAUCGCCCGCCGGAUCAGGUGGCUACGAGUGCGCAAAUUCACUGUGCUCUUGGCCACGCUUGUUGAGCCAGGAACUGAAUCCUUCUUGUGUACGCUUUACGGCGCAUGGGGAAUCACAACUGCACUGGCGCCGUAUCUCGAGCAGAACGGAUAUCACUUCGCCGGUCGCCUCACUACAUGGACCGCAUUUUUUGCCGUGUUUGUGCUGGGCAUUGCUCUCUGGAUCGCGACUGAUUGGACCCUGUACAUCAACUUGCAUUCUUCUCGAGCCAUCGAAGUCGACGAUGACACUCCGGUUUUCGCUCGGCCAAGCCAACGACCCUCUCGAGCGACACGGCGGCCGUUUCUCCAAUGGCUCGUUGCCUGGCUUGGUCGAGAACUUCUUGCUUUGCCUAUCUGGUUUAUAGCUGUUUAUGGCGGCGUCACCGUUGUGUGGCGAGGCCGACGCUUCAGAGUUGGAUUCGAUGCCAAAGUUCGUGAGGUUCGCGAUGGUCAGUCUCAACCGGGAGCCUCGUCGCCAGGAUCGCCAUCGCCCGGGUCAGUCGGCGAUCGGCUCUCUGCAAUGCCACGCACGAGUGGUAGUGGAAGUGGGAAAGCUCGCCGCGACUGA